Messenger RNA from Aspergillus brunneoviolaceus CBS 621.78, 2004 nucleotides. RefSeq names its product acyclic terpene utilization AtuA family protein. The transcript is spliced from 3 exons. Bases 1 to 2004 code for a protein of 667 amino acids. The record is from RefSeq and is a predicted model, not a curated record. Lineage: Eukaryota; Fungi; Ascomycota; Eurotiomycetes; Eurotiales; Aspergillaceae.
AUGGCUUCGCGUUCCGUUCGCAUCGCUGGGGCGUCAGGUUCCGCUUCGGAUCGACACUAUGCCAUAGCGGAGUUUGCACGCAACUAUCCCCGAGACCCGGUGGACGUUAUCACCGCCGAUUUCUUGAGCGAGGCCAACAUGUCCGCUGGGGCAGCCCGGCGAGUCGACCAGAUCCGGGCGCGGUAUGAACAGGUGCAACCCGGCCGAGGAUCGGCUACCACUACGCCGGCACCUGCAUACGAGGCGUCAUUUUUGCUUGCCCUCGAGCCGGCCUUGGUGGCCCUUGCCAAGCAUGGGGUCAAACUGGCGGUCAAUGCAGGGAACGCCGAUACGGAGGGCCUCCACGACGCGGUUGUGCAGAUGGUGCAGGCGAAAGGACUAGACCUCAAGUGGCUGCUGUCUUCGAGGGAAUGUGCUCACAUUCGGCUGCAGGUCGCUUGGGUAUCGGGUGACCAGGUCCUGUCGACCGUCCAAGAGGCACUUUCGUCGGGCAAGUCCGACUUCAAGAGCAUCUAUACUGGCCAGCCGUUGUCCGAGUGGCCCUUCGAGCCGAUCUUCGCGCAGUGCUACCUCGGGGGACUGGGGAUUGCAGCCGCGCUAGCCAAUGGCGCCGAUAUCGUCCUGUGCGGACGAGUCUCCGACGCAUCCGCCGUCAUUGGAGCAGCAUACUGGUUCCACGGCUGGCAACGCAGCGACCUCGACCGCCUCGCCAACGCCCUCGUAGCCGGCCACCUGAUCGAAUGCAGCAACUACGUCUGCGGCGGCAACUUCACCGGCUUCAAGAUGCUCGAAUCCCUCGGCCGGGACGGAUGGACCAACAUCGGAUACCCCAUCGCGGAGAUCUCCCCGGAGGGGCAAGUGAUCAUCACGAUGCAAACCUACGCAACCGGGGGCGCCGUUACCGUCGACACCUGCUCCGCGCAGCUGCUGUACGAGAUUCAGGGCCCCCGCUACCUCAACUCGGACGUCACCGCCCUGCUCAGCGACAUCUCCUUCGAGCAACGCGGCACGAACCGGGUGGCCCUGCGCGGCGUGCGGUCCGCACCCCCGCCCCCAACGACCAAGGUGGGCAUCUCCGCGCAUGGGGGGUUCCAAGCCGAGGCGGUUUAUUUCCUGGUCGGGCUGGACAUCGCCGCCAAGGCGCGCAUGCUAGAGGCGCAGAUCCGCCACGUCCUCGCCCCAUACUCCGACGCCUUCACGGCGCUGACCUUCUCGACCCUCGGGUCCGCGCCCGACGACCCGCGCACCCAGGACAGCGCCACCGUGACCUUCCGCAUCGUCGCGCAGGCCCACACCGCCGCCGCCCUCGCGCCCCCCCGCUUCCUGCGGCCCAUCACCGACAACAUCAUGCAAGGCUACCCCGGCGCAACCUGGCACCUCGACACCCGCCAGGGCUUUCCCCGGCCGAUCUUCGAAUACUUCGUCUGUCUCUUGCCGCAGACCGCCGUCCAGCACCGCGUGCACCUGCCCUGGAAGACGGGUGCUGCUGGUGCUGGUCCUCAAACCGUAGACAUCGCCCCUCCUCCCGCCGCGCAAGCGGAACUAGCCCCCACUCCCCCACUCCCUGGCCAUUCCGCUCCCCCCGCGCCCCCCAUCCCCUCAACCACAAACUACGGCCCCACCAUCCGCGGCCCCCUAGGCUGGACCGUCCACGCCCGCUCCGGCGACAAGGGCCCCGACGCCAACUGCGGCUUCUGGGUGCGCCAUGCGGACGAGUUCCAGUGGCUGCGACGGGUGCUGACCGUGUCGACGGUCCAGGAGCUAUUGGGGCCGCAGUACACGUCUACUGACACUGAUACCGCCGCCGCCGGUGCUGCUUCCCUGCGGGUGGAGCGGUUCGAGCUGCCUAAUCUCCGGGCGGUGCAUUUCCUGUUUAGGAACCUGUUGGAUCGCGGGGUGUGCGCGACGGUGACGGUGGACUUUUUGGGGAAGAAUGUCGCCGAGUUCCUGCGGGCGCGGUUUGUGGAUUUGCCGGUGCGGUUCUUGGAGAGGGGGAAGUUGUAG